AUGGCUACAACCACCAAUUACGCGACUACAAAAACUUCCACCAGACAAAUUUUACCACUUGCUUAUUCUCAACCACGCCCAAAUAUUUAUGCAACUCCUAACCAUAACGUUAAUACAUCGUAUACCUCACGUUAUGAUCCUAAGAUUGUUGCUUCUACAGCUAAUCCAUAUUAUUCUAACCAACAAAAUAUUCCAUAUCAAAAUAGCACAAAUGCUCACUAUACAACUAAUAGUGCAACUGCACCAUUAUCAACACAAUUAACUACUUUAGCUGCGCCACAGUUCAGAAAAUCUAAAAAUGCUUAUUGUUCAACAUAUUUUAGUCGUUUAAAAGAAGGUGAUACUGCUUUGUUGGUUCCGAUACAAACAAGAGGUGGUAAAAAACGACAAAGAGGUGUGAAUGGUGUUGGUGCAGGAGGUACGGGUAUUGGUGGUACUGGAGGUGGAUUGUCAUCAUCAUUAGGUGCAAAUUCUAUGCUGUUGGCAAUGGUUCAAAUGGUAAUGGCGAUGUUCCUGUCUCUAAAAGAAUUAGGAGCAGAACUAAACAUAUUUACAAAAGUAGAACGUAACGCUGAUCAAAGAGAUGUUUUGAUACCUAUAAGAUUAGAUGUUGAUCUUGAUAAUUAUAGAUUGCGUGAUUCUUUUACUUGGAAUCUUAAUGAAAAAUUGAUUACACCUGAACAUUUUGCUGGGAUAAUGUGUGACGACCUAGAUCUUCCAGUACAUGAAUUUGUUCCAAUAAUUGCUGAAUCUAUACGCACACAAAUACAAGAACAUGAACCAUUUGCCGAGAACGUUAGUUGA
Molecule: messenger RNA, 804 nt
Organism: Entrophospora sp. SA101
Lineage: Eukaryota; Fungi; Glomeromycota; Glomeromycetes; Entrophosporales; Entrophosporaceae
Source: the annotation of a GenBank genome assembly